Messenger RNA from Glycine soja, 1605 nucleotides. RefSeq lists its product as uncharacterized. Lineage: Eukaryota; Viridiplantae; Streptophyta; Magnoliopsida; Fabales; Fabaceae. Bases 1 to 1605 code for a protein of 534 amino acids. The record is from RefSeq and is a predicted model, not a curated record. The transcript is spliced from 3 exons.
AUGGACUACCCCCCCAACUUUAUGCCAUUUGCCGUGCAUGAGAACACGGACCAUGCCAUUCCUUUAACCUUCGAAGGGCAGCCUCCCCAGCCUGUAGGGGGAUCCCGUGAAGAGCCUUGGGAGUGUGCCCAAGGGGACGUCGACUCAUACCCCCCAUUCACCACUGAGGGGACGACACCCAAUGCCUUGCCUCAGCCUAAUACCGCAGGAGUCUCUCAACCCCGCCCGAUGCAGCCACUACUCUUCUCUGUAAGGGAACCGCCUCCGAAAGUGGAAGGAAGAGAAAAGCUCGAUCUCAUCAAAGAGAGAUUGAGAGCAGUUGAAGGGUUCGGUGAUUACCCCUUCGCGGAUAUGACGGAUUUAUGCUUAGUACCCGAUGUCGUCAUCCCUCCAAAAUUCAAGGUACCGGACUUUGAUAGAUACAAGGGGACCACUUUCCCGAAGAAUCAUUUAAAGAUGUACUGCCGGAAAAUGGGGGCAUAUUCUAGAGACGAGAAGCUAUUGAUGCAUUUCUUCCAAGAUAGUUUGGCCGAAGCGGUGGUCAUCUGGCAGUAUCAAUACAAAACUGACAUAGCUCCCGACAGAACCCAACUACAGAAUAUGAGCAAGCGGGAGCAUGAGUCUUUUAAGGAAUAUGCCCAACGGUGGAGGGAUUUGGCAGCACAAGUGGCACCCCCCAUGGUAGAAAGGGAGAUGAUCACGAUGAUAGUGGACACUUUGCCAGUGUUCUACUAUGAAAAGUUGGUGGGUUACAUGCCCUCUAGCUUCGCGGAUUUAGUAUUGCAUCAUGUCUCCCCCGCCAGCACAAACAAUAGAAGGAUCGAAGUAGCUGGGGCAAAAAGAAAGGAAGGGGACGCCCAUGUCAUCACCUUGGAACCCGCUUGGCCAAAGUCUCAGCAAGCCUCGCAUGGUACUCACCAGUACGCUCAACACCACCCAAGUUUUUUGGCCUGCGCUGAAAACUCUUCUGGCUCAGCUCCCGUCCAGCCAAGGACGUUUGCACCAUUGCAAAGGGCCCCUGCUCAGACUUCAGCUCUGACGCAACCUCGUUCCCCCAAUGACACCAAUCCUGGCAUGAACUUCAACAUGGGAAGAAACCCUCCGAUGAAGAAGCUUCCAGAGUUUGCCCCAAUCCCGAUGACAUAUGGAGACCUGUUGCCAUCCCUGAUUGCCAACCAAUUGGCAGUGGUGACCCCUGGAAGGAUUUACCAGUCUCCCUUCCCAAAGUGGUACAACCCCAACACGACCUGCACGUAUCAUGGGGGAACACCGGGGCAUUCGGUCGAGCAAUGCAUGGCCCUCAAGCACAAGGUCCAGAGCUUGAUCGAGGCAGGAUGGUUGACGUUCCAAGAAGAUGGGCCAAAUGUAAAGACGAAUCCGCUCACCAACCACGGGGGAUCGGCUGUGAAUGCAAUUGAGGUGUGCAGUUUGCGAAGUCCUAAGCAUUUAAAAGACAUCACAACCUCUACGAGGUUUAUUUUUGAAGCCCUGCAAGAGGCAGGCGUGGUUCCUCUCGGUGGGCACAAGGGGGAUCCUUGCUUGAUGCAUCCGGGUGCACCGCAUGAUAUGGAAACAUGGUCAGCGAUGGAGGAGCUGUUGCAGUAG